Messenger RNA from Chenopodium quinoa (quinoa), 2166 nucleotides. RefSeq lists its product as uncharacterized. The coding region runs from base 307 to 1797 and encodes 496 amino acids. NCBI's taxonomy places the organism in Eukaryota, Viridiplantae, Streptophyta, Magnoliopsida, Caryophyllales, Amaranthaceae. Gene Ontology annotation, cellular component: Slx1-Slx4 complex. The transcript is spliced from 4 exons. The record is from RefSeq and is a predicted model, not a curated record. Gene Ontology annotation, biological process: double-strand break repair via homologous recombination. Gene Ontology annotation, molecular function: 5'-flap endonuclease activity; crossover junction DNA endonuclease activity.
UAUAUACUUCGUACUUGGUAGAAUGUAUAAAUACUUGACUCGUGUAACCCAAUUGCCUCACCCCCGUCGUGGGUAAUGGGUAUGUGUCACGAGCCCAUUACCCUUGAAAUGGCCAAAUAGUGAAAUACAUUAUCUAAUUAUUUAUGGUAAUUAUUUUUUAAAAAACCAGUAUUUUUCUGGAAAAAUUAGUCCCAACGGUCAAAAAACUCCAAAGUAAGUAAAAAAAAAAAAAAAUUGCACAUCUGAGAGAAAGAGAAAGAGAAAGAGAAAGAGAAAGAGAAAGAGUAAGAGUAAGAGAGAUCAGAGAUGAGGCGGAGAAGAACAGGGAAAAAAGUAACACAGGAACAGGCAAUUAAAUGGCGUCGUGCGCAGAAAAAAUCCCAGCCACCAAUAAUGAACAAGGAGAAGUGUGAAGAUGCUCAAAAUGGAACUUCUAAGUUUUUUGGAUGCUAUCUCUUAACUUCUCUCUCUCCUCGUUUCAAGGGUCAUUCUUAUAUUGGGUUUACAGUGAACCCAAAACGACGAAUUAGGCAACAUAAUGGGGAAAUUACUAGCGGAGCUUUCAGAACGAAGAAGAAACGACCUUGGGAAAUGGUUCUUUGUAUUCAUGGUUUUCCAACUAAUGUUGCUGCUCUUCAGUUUGAAUGGGCAUGGCAGCAUCCUAAAGAGUCAUUAGCAGUACGAGAAGCGGCUGCGGGAUUUAAAACCCUUGGAGGACUUGCCAACAAAAUCAAACUUGCACUCACUAUGCUUACUCUCCACUCUUGGCAAAGUCUGAACCUCACAGUUAGUUUCUUCUCUACAACAUACAUGAAGCAUGCUGCUGGGUGUCCAAGCUUGCCUCACCAAAUGAAACUUCAUUUUUGUUCCAUGGAUGAGCUUCCUUGCUAUGGGGACAGUGACCAAACGUACGGUUGUGAUGAUGAUGAUAAUGACUUUGACUCAAAUGAUGGUGAAGUUUCGCCCAGCUGUUCUGAUGACAGAAUAGAAUCUUCAGCUGAUGUUUCAAUGGAGAUGAUACCUUCUUCAAUUCAUGCUCAAAGCUGUACCUCACAAAAUUCAAGUGAUUCUAUCUUAGCUAGGGAAAGCAUAGGCAUUGUUGAUUCAUUGGAGAGUGAGUCAUCAUUGAUGAGUGCGCCGGAGGAAAAGCCAUUGCAUCAAUUACCUGUUGAUGUUAGUGCUACUCUGAACACUUCGAAUGACCAGUUACAACCUUGGGAAGAGACAUGGAUUGAUGAUGAUAGAACUUCUUUCCCUGAUUUAGGGGAGCACAUAGAACCAUUUGGGGGUGUAUACACUUCUGAGAAUGAGUUGUUUUCCAUUCUAGAGGAAAAUCAAUCUUCUUGUGACUUGCCUGCUGAUGCUCCUUUCCCCACUGGGAACGAUUUUGACGAGUGCUCAAGACAUGGAAAAGAGUUUUGGCCCAAGGAGUUGAGAGGUUCUUCCCCUGUAAUAGAGGAGCAUACAUCAUUUGAGCAAGCCGGUCCUUCAAAUUCAGACCCUCCUUCAAUGGUAGAUUUUGUUGCAGUUACGGAAGAUGUUACCAAGAAAGACGAAAUAACAUGUAUAGUAAUUGAUGAUAUCACUGAGCAGCAAUGCCAAACAAUGAGAGUUCAGUCUCCUAAUAGAAUUGCUAAUACUGUUCGGCCAUUUUCUAAUGAGGGGAUUGAGGUUAUAGAACUCUGUACGCCUUCACCUGACAUUAGAAUCACUAGAGGCAGCAAGAAGAGAAGAGCAGUCAGUGAAUUUCCUUCAUUCAUUGAUUUGACUGGAUCACCUUCUUUCAUCCAACUGUAGAAUAUUGGAAUGCUGUUACUGGAUACAUUUUAAUUUACUGGUGGGAAUUCCUCAUUGUCAAAGUCGUCAUUGCUUGUUCUACAUCAACAUACAGCCUUAGUGACCUAUAAGAGUUGAAAGUCGUGUCCUCAGGUAAUUGAAGACUUCCUUGAUCUUCCUUUACAUCAUGAUAUACAGAAAUAUAUUCCUCAACCAUCUCAUCAAUAAUGGUAUCAUUAUACAUUAUCUCCUCUAUAUGAUGUGUUCCAUUUUAAGUGGCUUCGUCCUAGCUUGUAAUGGUGUUGGAUUAAUUAUUGUAUCAAAGAAUAAUCGUGUUUAUUAAUGCAAAAAAAAAAAAAAAAUCAAUAAUGAGAUUUUUUAAUUAUUAUU